Histoplasma capsulatum G186AR is the source of this 1705-nucleotide messenger RNA. Its product is annotated as mitochondrial DNA replication protein. Gene Ontology annotation, cellular component: mitochondrion. NCBI's taxonomy places the organism in Eukaryota, Fungi, Ascomycota, Eurotiomycetes, Onygenales, Ajellomycetaceae. The record is from RefSeq and is a predicted model, not a curated record. Gene Ontology annotation, biological process: mitochondrial citrate transmembrane transport; alpha-ketoglutarate transport. Gene Ontology annotation, molecular function: tricarboxylate secondary active transmembrane transporter activity. The transcript is spliced from 8 exons. The coding region runs from base 361 to 1311 and encodes 316 amino acids.
ACUUGUUUUAUUGGAGGUUCAAUCCGUGAUAUAUUCGAAAAGGAACAACAGGAAGAAACAAACGAAGUAUACCUUGGUAAAAUUUUUCCCCCCUUUUGAUCGAUAAAUCCAGCUCCAUCCAUUCGACUCGACAUACAGCCGAAAGAACUCGAUAAUUUGAUAAAAUAUCCCUCUCUCGCUCUCCAUUCCCGCCCCUAUCAGCUCCCUGGUCUAGUACCUUAGAAGCCAAGAAGCAAGGAAACUAGAGCUUUCGCUUUCCUUUCCUUUCUCCCCUUCCCCUCCGACGAAUACGUCCCCUAUUCCCUUGGUCAGGGCCCCUUUCAGUGACCCCAACGCAUCCAAUUGAAGCUCCCGCCAGCCAUGUCUGUUACUCAAAUCUCGCCCGCGGCGGGUGCGCCGAAACCACUCGAGAAAAAGCCCAUCAAGUUUAGCAAUCUGCUACUUGGUGCUGGUUUGAAUAUGUUCGAGGUUACCACGUUGGGACAGCCUCUGGAAGUGAUCAAGACGACCAUGGCCGCCAACAGAAGCGAUUCUUUCGCCGGUGCCAUGCGUCGGAUUUGGGGUCGUGGCGGUGUACUUGGCUACUACCAAGGCCUCAUUCCAUGGGCCUGGAUUGAGGCGUCUACUAAAGGCGCAGUCCUCCUCUUCGUCGCAUCCGAAGCCGAAUUCUACGCCAAAUCAUUCGGAGCCAACGACUUCGUCGGCGGCAUCAGCGGCGGCAUGGCUGGCGGCAUCGCCCAGGCCUACGCCACCAUGGGCUUCUGCACAUGCAUGAAAACGGUUGAGAUCACCAAACACAAGCUGGCGGCGUCGGGCGUGAAGCCUCCCGGCACCUUUGCGACGUUCAUGGAUAUUUACCGCAAGGAGGGGAUCAGGGGCAUUAACAAGGGGGUUAAUGCGGUGGCGAUUCGACAGACGACGAAUUGGGGCUCGCGGUUUGGGUUAUCGAGGUUGGCGGAGACGGCGAUCAGGAGGGUUACUGGGAAAGAGGAGAGUGACAAGCUCAGUGGGGUUGAGAAGGUGAUUGCGUCGGGGCUUGGUGGUGGAUUGUCGGCGUGGAAUCAGCCGAUCGAGGUUAUUCGGGUGGAGAUGCAGAGUAAGAAGGAUGAUCCCAACCGGCCCAAAAAUUUGACGGUGGGGAAGACUUUGAAGUAUAUCUAUGGCACCAAUGGGCUGAAGGGACUGUAUCGUGGCGUUACGCCGCGGAUUGGGUUAGGCAUUUGGCAGACUAUCUGCAUGGUUGCCUUGGGUGAUAUGGCCAAGGAGACCGUCGAGAAACUGACUGGUGAACAGGUCACCGCCAAACACUAGAAGGUGGGACCAUAAAUACAUGGACGGCGGCUGGCAAAAAUCGUGGAUUCGUGUGAUAUCCUCAAAGUCAAGCUCAGCUCACUUUGACAUCCAACGCGCUGUAUUUCCGCGAUAUCUUGAGCGUUGGAUUAUUGUAUACACUACUUGUUACCAGCCCGCCUAUUUUCCCACAACAGGGAUUACUCCCACCAUUUUAAUAUCGCCCAUUCCUUGCUUUGAUUUUCUGCCUGGAAUUAACACCUGUAUACAUUUUUCCCCCCCAUCUCUUUUUGUUUCUGUGUCAAUCCCAGGCAUGUUAAGUGCAAUAUGUAUUACCCACAAUAAUGUUAUAGAUAGAAUCGGUUCGUAGUUUCAUUUCUAUAUCCUUGAUGAUAAUGUGCAUAUAUAUAUAUAU